AUGAGCUGUUUCCUGCAGAAUUCCUCCGCUAGCUAUGGGGGUGGCUCCUGCAAGCUGGGAGGAGGUCGCAGUAUCUCUAGCGGCUCAACGCGGUUUUGCUCUGGGGGAUCAGCUGGGGGCUUUGGGGGUGGCAUAAGCUGCGGCUUUGGUGGAGGGGCUGGUAGUGGUUUGGGUGGGGGCUUUGGAGGUGGCCUUGGAGGUGGCAGCUUUGGUGGGUGUUUUGGUGGUGGCUUUGGUGACUUCGGUGGAGGAUAUGGUGGUGGCCUUGUCGUCGGCCUCAGUGGUGGCGGUGGCGGCCUCCUCUCUGGCAACGAGAAGCUCACCAUGCAGAACCUCAAUGACCGCCUGGCCUCCUACCUGGAGAAGGUGCGUGCCCUGGAGGAGGCCAACGCUGACCUGGAGGUGAAGAUCCGCGACUGGCUUCUGAAGCAGAGCCCAACCAGCCCGGAGCGCGACUACAGCGCCUACUUCAAGACCAUCGAGGACCUCCGGGACAAGAUCUUGGCGGCCACCAUUGACAACAACCGGAUCAUUCUGGAGAUUGACAACUCCAGGCUGGCUGCCGACGACUUCAGGCUCAAGUAUGAGAACGAGCUGACCCUGCGCCAGAGCGUGGAGGCCGACAUCAACGGCCUGCGCAGGGUGCUGGACGAACUGACCCUGAUGAAGACCGACCUGGAGAUACAGAUUGAGAACCUGAACGAGGAGCUGGCCUACAUGAAGAAGAACCAUGAGGAGGAGAUGAAGGAGUUGAGAAACCAGGUGGUUGGCCAGGUCAAUGUGGAGAUGGACGCCACCCCAGGCAUUGACCUAAGCCGCGUGCUGGCGGAGAUGAGGGAGCAGUACGAGGCCAUGGCGGAGAAGAACCGCCGGGAUGCCGAGGAAUGGUUCAACAGCAAGAGUGAAGAGUUGACCAAGGAGGUGUCUUCCAGCACUGCCAUUAUCCAGACCAGCAAGACGGAGAUCACGGAGCUCAGGCGUACGCUCCAGGGUCUGGAGAUUGAGAUGCAGUCCCAGCUGAGCAUGAAAGCCGGGCUGGAGAGCACGCUGGCGGAGACCGAGUGCCGCUACGCCCUGCAGCUGCAGCAGAUCCAGGGCUUCAUCAGCAGCAUCGAGGCCCAGCUGAGCGAGCUCCGCAGUGAGAUGGAGUGCCAGAACCAGGAGUACAAGAUGCUGCUGGACAUCAAGGCGCGGCUGGAGCAGGAGAUCGCCACCUACCGCAGCCUGCUGGAGGGCCAGGACGCCAAGUAG
Messenger RNA from Lipotes vexillifer (Yangtze River dolphin), 1251 nucleotides. It is a transcript of the gene KRT13, whose product is annotated as keratin 13. Gene Ontology annotation, molecular function: structural molecule activity. The record is from RefSeq and is a predicted model, not a curated record. NCBI's taxonomy places the organism in Eukaryota, Metazoa, Chordata, Mammalia, Artiodactyla, Lipotidae. Bases 1 to 1251 code for a protein of 416 amino acids. The transcript has 6 exons. Gene Ontology annotation, cellular component: keratin filament; cytoskeleton. Gene Ontology annotation, biological process: epithelial cell differentiation; intermediate filament organization.